Molecule: messenger RNA, 726 nt
Organism: Nicotiana attenuata
Lineage: Eukaryota; Viridiplantae; Streptophyta; Magnoliopsida; Solanales; Solanaceae
Exons: 1
Coding region: 1-726 (241 amino acids)
Source: RefSeq, a predicted model, not a curated record
AUGAAACAGAUCUCAACGACAGGGGAUGCAAUUGGAGUAUUACCCCCAAUUAUCAAGGAUGGAGUGAAGAUGGUUAGACUGAAUCAAAUUGAAGUCAAGGAGCAAAUUCAAAAAUGGCAGGCAUCGCUAAUUGGGUAUGUAUUGGGAGGAAAUCCAUCGUUUAAAGACAUGCUUAAGUUUGUAUAUGGUGUGUGGAACUUUGUAGCAACUCCACAAGUUUUUCUUCAUGAUGAUGGAUAUUUUGUUUUCAAAUUUGAAUCGGAAGAGGAUAAGAAGUUAGUUAUACAGAAAGGGCCAUAUACGUUUAAUAAUCGGCCAAUGAUAUUGAAGCAAUGGGAACCUAAAUUCCAAAUGAGUAAGGAGAAAACUAGGAACAUUCCAAUUUGGGUGAUGUUCCCAGGGCUGCCAGUAGAGUAUUGGACAAAGGAAAAUUUAGGUCGAAUAGCGAGCUGUAUUGGGAAACCUAUAUGCUCUGAUAGGUUAACUGAAGAAGGUGAAAGAAUUUCUUAUGCUAGGAUGUUGAUUGAAAUGGAUAUAUCACAGGAGUUGCCAAAUGUAUUGGUAAUUGACGAGGAAGAGGGUAUAUACAGGGAACAAGAACUAGAGUAUGAAUGGAAACCAGAUUUCUGUGAUGCUUGCUUCCAAAUAGGCAAACAUGAAGUCAAUUGUGAAAAAGCCCCAAGUGAGAAACAAGAGAGGAGAAACAGAAUAGACAAGCUGGAAUGA